CGCCGCCGCCGCGCUCGCUGGAUCAGAUCGGCGGCAGGAGGACGCAGGAGGUGCGCGGGAACAGGGAUGUUUCUGCUUUUCUCAUGAAUUAUACUCAUCAGAUCCUGAACACGUCUGUGAAGGAACAUGGCCUUUUUCAAAAAUAACUUCUGGGGGGAGAAGAAUGCCGGGUUCGACGUGCUCUACCACAACAUGAAGCAUGGGCAGCUGGCCACGAAGGAGCUGGCGGAGUUUGUGCGAGAGCGGGCAGCCAUCGAGGAGACCUACUCCAAGUCUAUGAGUAAACUGGCCAAGAUGGCGAGCAACGGGAGUCCCCUGGGGACCUUUGCCCCCAUGUGGGAUGUGUUCCGGGUGUCUUCGGACAAGCUCGCCCUGUGCCACCUGGAACUGAUGCGCAAGAUGAACUCCCUCAUCGCUGACGUCAACAAGUACGGAGACGAGCAGGUCAAAGUUCACCGCAAGACGAAGGAGGAAGUCGUGGGAACGUUGGAAGCUGUGCAGACCCUGCAGGUGCAGAGCGGACAGCUGCAGAAGUGCCGGGAGACAUACAGCGGCAGGUGUGCGGAGCUGGAGCGCCUGCGCAGGGAAGGGGCGCCGCAGAAGGAGAUGGAGAAGGCGGAACUCAAGUCGAAGAAGGCGGCCGAGUCCCUGAGCUCCUGCGUGGAGAAGUACAACCGUGUGGGCAGCGACUUUGAGCAGAAAAUGCUCGAAUCGGCGCAGAAGUUCCAGGACAUUGAGGAGACCCACCUGCGGCAGAUGAAGCAGCUGAUCAAGGCCUACUCGCACUCCAUCGAGGACACCCACGUACAGGUGGGACAGGUCCACGAGGAGUUCAAGCAGAAUGUGGAGAACAUCGGCAUUGAGAACCUCAUCAAGAAGUUUGCGGAGCAGAAGGGGACGGGCAAGGAGAGGCCAGCUCCAGUGGGCUUCGAGGACUGUAGCAGCAGUCUGGUGUCAGACGGGGGCAAGAGGGUCCGAAGUAAAGCCUUCCGGAUCCCCGGACUGGGCAAGCGGGACAAGGAGCCGGAUUCCACGGACACCGCAGUUACCGACGCCCCCAACUCUCCGGAGGUGGACGAGGAGGGUUUCGUCAUCAGGGCUGAUGUCAAUCACAAUGGUUGCCCCCAGGACAAGGACGCCAGUUUCUUCUCCAGCGAUUCGGACUUCGAUGACGACGAGCCCAAGAAGUUCCGUAUCCAGAUCCGGCCGGUGGGCGCCGGCGCCGGCCGUAGAAACCCGCCGGCUGACGAGCGGGAGCUGAGGGCCACGGUGGGGGCGCUUACGCUGCCCCCCAACAGAGCGGUCUCGGUGAAGAGGCACCUUUCCAAGAACUCCAGCUGCCCGUCUGGCGCGCGCUCAGAGGACGAAGGAGACAGCGCCCUCUUGCGUGAUUCAUUCGGAGAAGCGGAAGGACUGCGGAGGUCGGUCUCGAGUCCUGACCACAGCAGACUGAGGUCGACGGCUUCGGCCUCCGAGUCGCUCUUCGGCCCUCCGCUGGAAUCUGCCCUCAAGUCGAGUCGCUUUGCAGAUGCUGCCUUCUCAUCCAACUCCUCCUCUCCAGAAAAUGUGGAGGACUCUGGUCUGGACUCUCCCUCCCAUCAGCCCCUGGGGCCAUCACCUGAGCCCAAUGGCUGGGCCGCCUGGCCGGUGGCCCCCCAGAGCAGAGAGCCGGUCAGCCUGAGUAGACCUUCAGACCCCUUCCUGACAGUAUUCCGCGACCCGUCCCCCGCGCGCGUCCCUGUCCAGCCGGAUGACCCUGCGGGGAUUUGGGCUCCUCCCACCCGCUGCCCGCGCGCUGCGCCCGACAUGGACCCCACCUUCCCCAACUUCCCUGCCUUCGGUUGCCCCCUGGCUCCGCCCGAGUUGGAGCCCCCUGUGUGGAGCUGUAAGCACAUCCCCCCUGAGGACCCCUUCCUCGCAGCCUUUGAAAGGACUGCUGCCCCCGAGGCGCCACCCGCUUCGGAGCCUUGGGCCCCAGCGCGGCCCCGCCUCAGCCGGGAUGGGCGCGGGCUGGACGGACAGGGCGACCCCUUCUCCGUUACCCUCGGUGACGGCAAGGCUCUCGCAGGUUCCUCGUCAACUUCCCAGAAGGACAGGGAGCGGGACAGGGAGCGUAAGAGGAGCAUCCCCCUGCUGGACUCCCCCGAAGACCCCUUUGCCAUCACUAUGAUUGGCAGCCCCACGCACCAAUCGGCGCUGGCCGCAGCAGUUGCCCAGGGUAACGCCCCCAGCAACAGCAGCAGUACCAGUACCAGGCUGCUUCCCGCCUCUGUCUCCGGCUCCGGUUCCGCCUCGCGGCCCAAAAAGGACCUGGUGCGCUGGAAUUCUGUGCAUAACCCUUUCAGCGAGUCGCCCUCGCAGCCUGCGACGAUGCCCCAAGGGGCGGGAGGCGGGCGGGAGGCGGCGCGGAAACAGCGGGCAUCCGAAGGGGAGCCGCGACGGAACGGCGUGCCCCUCACUCGACAUUCCGGGCCGCAGGAGGACCUGUGCUUCUCAACCGACAACGACCAGAACUGCCUGAGCCUGGGCAUGCAGGUGGCAGCGCCUCGGGGCGGGAGUUCGCAGUGUAAAACAGGCACACCCCCGGCCGCGAGGCGGGACAGCGCAGAGCUGUUGGCGGUGGCACCGACCCGGCCCUCGCGAUCCAAGCGGACCCACGGGGGCCGGCAGGGCGGCUGUGAGCGGUCCAGGUCUUUGUGUUCCUCACCGCUCCCGGGUCCCAGUCCCACCUUGACCACCUCCUCCUCAUCCUCCUCCAGCCCCAGUGACUGGGGCGGACAGACGUCCACCCCUCGCGCCCCGAGCCCUGCUAGAGGUCUGUCCCGGGGUCCCAGCCCCAUCACCUUGAGCACCCAGGAAUCCUGGCCCGUGGCGGCCGCCAUCACCGAGUACAUCAACGCCUACUUCAAGGGUGGCGAGCACAACCGCUGCCUGGUGAAGAUCACCGGAGACCUCACCAUGUCCUUCCCCGCUGGGAUCACCCGCAUCUUCACGGCCAAUCCCAACGCUCCAGUCCUCAGCUUCCGAUUGGUCAACACCGGGCGAGUGGACAGCUUCUUGCCCAAUCAGAAGCUGCUGUAUAGCGACCCCUCGCAGAGCGAUCCCGACACCAGGGACUUCUGGUUCAACAUGCAGGCGCUUACCUUCCACCUUCAGCGGGAGGCCGAACUGAACCCUCAGGCCUCCUACUACAACAUCGGGCUGCUCAAGUACCAGCUCUCGUCCCAGGACCCCGGGUGCGCCCCGCUGCUGCUGUCGGCGGAGUGCCAGCGCAGCGGCACGGUGACGCGCGUCUCCCUCGACUACCACUGCUGCCCCGUGACGGCCCCUUCCGCCCAGCUCACCAACGUGCAGGUGCUGCUGCCCCUCGACCACACCGCCACGGACCUGCAGUGCCAACCCCCCGCGGCAUGGAACCCCGAGGAAAGGCGUCUGUUAUGGAAGCUGUCCAGUCUGUGCCCCACGAACCACAGCAAAGGUUCGGGAACCCUGUGCGCCAGCUGGCAGUGCCUGGAGGUGCCACGGGGCCCCCCUCCCAGCCUGGUGGUGCAGUUUGUGGGUUCGGGGGCCUCCCUGUCAGGUCUGGAUGUGGAGCUGGUAGGAAGCCGGUACCGCAUGUCACUGGUGAAGAAGAGGUUCACCACAGGGAAGUACAUGGCCGGUUGCUCGAUGUAAACGGUGGAAAUGAAGCCCGGACCCUUCCGCAUAUGCUGGGGGGGGGGGGCAAGACCACUGAUAGCACUUUCUUCUCCCUUGUGACUCAACCCCACCCUCAACCUUGCAACCUCUGCCCAAACAGCCUCCCCUGUCCGGUGGGGGGAGGUACUGCACUCACCUGGGAUGGACCCCCCCCCCCCCGCCACCCACACCCGCACCCUACUUCCUGUUUCUUAGGUUCCCUUUGUACAGACCCGUUUGUGCCGUGUGCUUUGUGAAUAGUGUGUGCCUUUGAUUACCGUCACCCUUCAAACGCUGGAUGUCACUAGUUUGUAUAAAUUAUAUAUAUCGAAACGACUUGUAUAGACACAUGGUACUCAUAACUGGAAUGGAACUGCCUUGAAAACUUGAAUUUUUCUAUUUACGUGCCCGAGGUAGAUACCGUAGUUUAUUGAAGACACGUGUGCGUUACAGAACACCUGUGACAUGUACUUUACCGCGGGGAAAGAAGUGUACACUUCUGCGAUGGUUUCUUUUGCACUGGGCAAACUUGAGGGUGAUGUUAAUAAUAAAAACUGCCACUUUUUACCAGAAAGAGGAGACUCGUGUUUCUCAUUCGACGUUUAAUUAAUAGAUAAAGCGAACCAAACAACCUUCAACACCAGUUUACCAUUUUUCCACGAGUACAAAACAAAUGAGAACAGUUGCAAUUACCGACAAUCGUCCGAGCUACUCGAAGCGUAGUCAAUAACGGGUUAAAAAUUUUAAAAUAAGUUUGCGGAACCUGGCAUAAAAACCAUAACUAGAACGAUACAAAAAUAACCCCUCGUCCCAAGUCGGACCAACGUUACAAAAACUAUGAAAAAGAUUACAUAUAAAGAACUAGAAAUCAUCCUUUGCCCGAAACGGAAGGGGGCACAACACCGACACGAGGACACGCCGUAUAAAUCGUAUAGCAAUAAAGGGCGAGAACCGGCGAAGGUCAUCCGAAGAAGGUUCCAGAAAGACCGCGCGAAGGCCGACGAUCCCCGCGGCGCGAGACGCGCGGGCCGUACCGACGGGAGCGGAAAGGCCACCGAUAAAUACAUUCAUUUUUCUCCGAAACAGCUCGAGAAAUUCAUGGUAAGUUGCUUUCAGAGUUUGGCUCUUUAGCUAAAAACGCCUCUUUUUACAGCUUUAACCGCUAUGCUAUGUAUAAAUAGAAGCUACAGCAGCGCUCUUGCUCUUUUGUUAUAGGCUGGUUUGCACGUCGUGUGGGUUCGGGGAAUUGCGCUAAAAAGGUAUUAUGGUGCGUCCCCUCCCCGUUUGCUGGUUAAAUGGACCUACCGAGGAGAGAUCAGACAAGCCAUGGCUCUGCUCCACUUGUAUCUCCUGCAGGAGGACGGCAAGACCGCGGGGUGGCGGCUUCUUGCAGCCUCGCGAGCUGCUCCUCGCGGCCGAGGGAACGCGGGGACUUCCCCCGGGGGGGGGUUGGGGUCGAAGCGCAAGGCACUGCAGGAGAUGCGGCCGAGCUCCGCGCGGAACUCGGCCCAGACCUUAGGAUUCUGUAUAAUCACGCGCCCGCCUUGGAGAAAGGAGAAAAGGGGGGGAAAAAAAAAAAAACUCGCUGGUGAGAGAGGAACCGUGGGGCCUCCGUGCGCGGGGACCUGGCGACUGAGGGAGAACACCGAUCAUUCACACCUACGGGAUCGUGGUGCUCCGAGUCCUCGAUCCCUCCUAUACAUUCAAACGAGAAACGCCAAGAGGCGCAAACUAUGGUUUAUCCAUGUAGCCGACGCCUUUCUCCAAAGCAACCGACAAUGUUACUUGGUGGUGUAACCGUUUGUACAGCUGGGUAAUUUUUUUUUACUGUAUCAAUUCAGGGUAAAUACCUUGCUCAAGGUUACCGCCGCGGGAGUUGUCAUUUGAACCCCGGUCCUCCGACCGCAAGGCAACAGCUCUAAGAGCAAAAGCACCUGCUGCUUCAGAGGAUGGCAGGGAGCACGGUAGAGCCAUGACGUUACAAGUAGAAGGUUGUGGGGUCGAAUCCCUGCCCCAUAAAGCCCUAAUUAAGGUCCACUACUCCUAGGCUCCUGCAGAAGAAUUUAAAAAAAAAAAAA
Messenger RNA from Scleropages formosus (Asian bonytongue), 5756 nucleotides. Its product is annotated as F-BAR domain only protein 1-like. Lineage: Eukaryota; Metazoa; Chordata; Actinopteri; Osteoglossiformes; Osteoglossidae. Gene Ontology annotation, biological process: clathrin-dependent endocytosis; clathrin coat assembly. The coding region runs from base 127 to 3675 and encodes 1182 amino acids. The transcript is spliced from 27 exons. The record is from RefSeq and is a predicted model, not a curated record. Gene Ontology annotation, cellular component: plasma membrane; cytoplasm; clathrin-coated pit.